ACCUUGCAAACGAACUAUCCAAGUUUGCGGUCUAAACUAUGCUUCGCACGGUUAGCCCACUUGGAGUCCCAUUCGCGUCGUGGGAUAUUCUCAGCGUUCUCGCGAUAAAGCGCUUAAUUGAUGACUGGUUGCGGAAUGAGAUGAAAGGCCGUCUCAUCAUGGGCGAUGUACGUGCAGGGGCGUGCUACCCCGCGCACUCAGCCGCAGCUCAGCCUGCUUAGCUCGAGGUAUCAACACACUAAAGACGCUACAAUCGCAUUGUUGUCACCAUGUUCUUGCACAUUUCGCAACUUCUCUCGCAGCCAUUGUUAUCUUUUUCUGUUAUGUUUAAUAACGACAUCUUCCUGUAGCUGUAUGCUAUUCUAUCAUGGCGGAGGUGGUAGGCUUGGUGGCCAGUGUCGUGCAGCUGGCUGGUGCAGGCUUGAAGCUGUCCCAGACGCUGUACCAGUAUGCUGAUGGUGUGGCUUCUGCCGACCGCAGAAUCAAGGAUAUCGCGAACGAAGUCAAGCUUACAAGCUUCGUCAUUCAGGAGCUGGGCACCAUCUUCGAGAAGGACGAGACAGCGAAUCUGAUUUCGGAAAAUGCGGUCAGGACGGCGAAUGAGACAAUCAAGGAGUGUUUCGCAGUUUUCACAGAACUUGAGUUGAAAAUCAAUAAAGGCAAGCCAGGGAAGAUGGGUCGGCUGAUGUUACCCUUCAAAGAUAACAAGAUCGAACUGCUGCGGAGCCAAAUUGAUAAGCUCAAGAGUACAUUGGAGCUGUUGAUGCAGGUGCUCAUACACGCCCAUCAAGUCUCAUCAGAGAAGUACAACCGCGAAGCUGAAGCGAGGCACCGGGAAGAGAUCAAGCAAUUGCUUGAGAACAAGAAGCAAGCCACGAAGAAGUACGAGGAGUCGCUAAGGAAUUUUAGUAUUAGCGAUGGCAGCACUGCUGUAGAUGAUGGCGAUCGAUCGGUGAAGGACGAAGAAGAUAUUGGUUCGCCGUCCAACCUCAUCAACGCUGCUGGAGCUAUCGGCUCAACUAUCAACUCUGAUACGCUUGCCACAUGCGUGGACCAUGUCAGAAGCCUGUUGGCAGACAUAGAGACGCUGCAGCUGGUUUUGGCCAGGAAAGUAGAUGGGGACGACCACUCGGAUCACCACCAGAAGGCUAUCGGAUCUUACUUCAUCGCUCGCUCUCAUCUUGAUAGCGUUCUAUUUGGCAAUGCUCAAGCCAAUACUUCUGUAUCUACUGCGACCCAUUCGAAGCCACCCAACGGACAUGUCAGCGGCGCCUUGAGUGACGAAAGGGUGCAGGAAGAGAUGAAAAUGAAGAUGGAGAUGGAGCACGAGCGAGCACGAACCUUUGCUGAAGAGAGAAUGAAGCCAGAAAGCUUCCAAAGGUCAGCCGAAGCUAGCCUAUAUGACAAAGAGAGAGAAUCAGCUUUGCUGAUAGAACGGGAAAUGCGCCUCGAGCGCGAAGCCAGAGAUGAAGUGAGGGCGAAGAUGGAGCGUGAAGGCAAGGUACAAGAUCUUGUCUGUCGUCCGGCAGCGCACGAAGACAGCAUCGAAGAUAUUCCACGCGAAUUCCCUUCUGGUGCUGAGUAUAGGCAAACUAAGUACCGCGAGGAGUAUGCGCCUACACUCCGAAGGACCAGCACUCGAACCAACCCAGAGACGGAUGAAACUUCAGACGGUAGACUUGUAAUUGAGGUACCCGAUCGAAUUGAUCGACCUGGAGCAACGCGUUCUCAGCUACAGUUGAACAAUGAAAGCUCUCGUGCAGAUGAUGCCCACCACCUGCCUCUAAGCCAGGCGAAGCCAACGAAACUAGAAGCCCGCGCCCGAGGUGAGAGGCUUUGGCAAGAAGAGUUACGUAGAAGAGAGAGUUCAAGUGCCCCUGCAAGAGUCAAGUCAACUAAAAGGCGCGAUUCCCGCCCACCUGCAUUGUCACAGCCAUCACAGUCGGCCCGCGAUAAAUUUCCAUCGUCGUCACCGGGAUACCUGUCAGAAGAAAUAGAGGGCAGCUCAUAUGCGCCUAGCACGCGCAUUCGAGAGGCCAAAUGGCGCCCCAGGAAAGACAAGAACGAGAUCGACCAGAAUGAAUCACAGGUAUCAUACAGCAGACAAGACGAUUCAUUCAGAACGCACAAUCCCCGUCAAAUUCUGUCACCACAGCUUUCUCUUGCCUACUCGGAUGGCACCGACAAGGAGGUGAACGGCCAACUUGGCGCGCAGGUGAAACCGGACGGAGAAGAAAAAAGGAGAGGAGAGAGCGGCACGGAUUAUCUAACAAAAGCGAGAGUGGCAGAAAGAGAGAAAGCGAGAGCGGAAGAAACAGAGAGGAGGAGGCGAAGAAGAUCAGAACAAGAACAAAUGCAGCAAGAGUUCUGGUGGUUCUCGUACAACAUGGAAUCAACUUUUACUCCUAGUGACGCAUACGUAACCUGAUAUCAUCGAGUCUAAUCUCCGGCACCCUGCGAGCCCCACCUCGAUGCUAAGUAAUUCUAUCGAUGAGU
Messenger RNA from Alternaria rosae, 2496 nucleotides. RefSeq lists its product as uncharacterized. Gene Ontology annotation, biological process: regulation of DNA-templated transcription. Bases 368 to 2428 code for a protein of 686 amino acids. NCBI's taxonomy places the organism in Eukaryota, Fungi, Ascomycota, Dothideomycetes, Pleosporales, Pleosporaceae. The record is from RefSeq and is a predicted model, not a curated record. The transcript is spliced from 2 exons.